UCUAAUUUUCUUCCAAAAUCCAAAUCGUUCCACGCGGUGAAGCCAAUCAGGGGCGACGUGCACAAACGAUUCGCUUUGAAAUCGAGCGAUUUUUAACAAAAGCAACCAACCAUUUUAGAUUUUUGAAGUCCCAAGAGGGAUCAGAUAUUCUUUAUUUUAAAAAUGAGCGAAUUAAAUGCCUCUGCGGUGAAGAAAAUGAAGGUCAACGAUCUUCGUUCUGAACUGACUAAACGUGGACUCGAUACGAAGGGUCUAAAACAAGUGCUUGUUGAUCGACUUUUGGCCGCGUUAGAGGACGAUCAGCCUGUUGAAAUGGCUGAGGAAAUCAAAAAAGAACCUGAACCAACUGCAGAGGAAAGUGCAGCAGUCGAUGAAGACGAGAAAGAAGUGAAAACUGAGCCGAUUGAUGAGGUCGACGAGCAACCUCCGGAUGAACUGAUGGCCGAAGAUGCAGCUGUUGCUGAGGAGGUUUCGGAAGAACAAAACGAAACAAUUGCUGUUAAACAGGAACCACAAGACAAUACGGAGCCCGUAGAUGAACAAGAAGGUAAAGCAGAGGAGGAGGAAAAGAUGGAAAGCGAAGUAAAGGUCGAAGAAACGCCUGAAACUGAGAAUGAACAAAAACAAGAUGAUGAACAACAAGACUCCAUAAUGCAGGAAGCUGAGCCGCAAGACGAAGGCAAAGAUUCAGAAGAGAAGGAAACGGAACCAGAGCCAAAAAAAGAGAAGAAAAGGGAAUCAUUGUUGGAUAUUGAGGAAGAAAAGGAUGAGACUGAUGAGUCGUCUGUUGUGUUCAGUAGAUAUGUAUCAGACUUAUACUUCAAGACAUCACCAGAUGGUUUAACAGGCAAUGUCAUCACUGAUGAAGGUUUUACAUAUAUCUGGGCAGGAGCAAAAACAACCUGGGGUGUCAAUAAAGGCAAAGUUGGUUAUGAGUGCAAGGUUCUGAAAAACAUAGACAAUGAUCUGCCUGAUACUGAGAAGCCAAGGAAUGGUGUUCGUGUUGGCUGGUCUGUUGCAGAGGCUGGCCUUCAACUGGGUGAAGAAGGGUUCUCAUAUGGUUUUGAAAAUACUGGAAAAUCUUGUACUUCCUCAGAGUUCUCCGAUUAUGGAGCGAGCUAUACGCAAGGAGAUGUAAUUGGCUGUUACUUGGAUUUAGACAGCGAGGAACCGACAAUUUCUUACACCAAAAAUGGUGAAGAUCUUGGAGUUGCUUUUACAAUAGUAAAGGAAGACUUGGAAGGGAAAGUGUUGUAUCCUCAUGUUAUCAUUAAGAACACCGAAUGCCAGAUCAAUACCGGUGCACAGGAGGAACCAUGGUUUCCUGUGAAGGAAGGCUACACAUUGAUUCAACAAGUGGAAAACGAAAAUCUUGUUCAAGGUCCUCGUGGAGCGAAGGAAAAAGAAGAUUGCGAGGUGUUAAUGAUGGUUGGUUUGCCUGCUUCGGGUAAAACGACUUGGGUCAACAAGCAUGUUUCCGAAGAGAAAGAAAAAAAUUAUAACAUAAUUGGAACGAACAGCGUCAUGUUGAAAAUGAAGGUGAAUGGGGAAGAGAGAAAGCGUUCAUCUGAAAAUUACGACAAGUUGAUGGAGAAAGCAACGCGUUGUUUAAGAAGAAUAUUCGAGCUUGCUCCGACUAAAAAACGCAACUAUAUUCUCGAUCAAACGAACGUCCAUCCGAAUGCUCAAAAAAGAAAGAUGGAAUCGUUUUCCGGUUUCAAACGUAUCGCGGUUGUUGUUUGCCCCAAACCUGAAGAACUUGAAAAGAGAACGAAAGAGAAGAAGGAAAAAAAGGGUUUUGAAGUUCCUGAAUUCGCUUUGAACGAUAUGAAAGCAAACUUUACACUGCCACGUGUUGGGGAUCUGUUUACUGAGGUCAACUUCAUUGAAGAAGAAGAGGAGGAAGCGAAGAAGAUUGUUGACGAAUACAAGCGGAACGCGCGUUCCUCGCACAACAGGGGGGGCAAUCGUCGCCGGGACGAUCAUUACAAGGGGGGAGGUGGCCGCUUCCAUCCGUACAAACGUGACAACGACUAUCGUUCGAACCGUGGAGGUGGUAUGAACCGGGACAGGCGGUCUGGUGGUCGUGGAGGAGGAGGUUCGAAUUACGGUCGACAGCACGGUGGGUCCAAUGAUCGUCGUAGCGGUGGGGGUCAUAACAAAGGCUACCAGAACUACAACCGGGGAGGUGGGAACCGAAGUGGGGGUAAUCGCGGAGGAGGUAACUUCCAGAAAAAUUUCAACCAGUAUCAACAACAACAACCACAACAGCAACAACAACGUUAUGCAAACUAUGCAGCUACCCCACGAUACAGUUUCCCACCUCAAGCUGCGGCCUACACAGCGUACCCAAGUCCUUAUCCACAACCUGCCUACCCGGCCACAGCAUAUCAACAACAACAACAGCAACAACAAGCGUAUUACUAUCAGCAACAACAAGCACAACAAAACUAUUACCAACAGGCUGGUUACGGCCAACAAGCUGGUUACGGACAAUACCCUCGACGGUUCUAAGGUUAGAUAGUCAUAGAGGGGCCAAAGAAGAACUUACAAAACGUUUUGCAUGUGAUGUCACAAAGCCUUCGGGUAUAUUCUGAGGUUUCUUGUGAAGUUGAAGUCUGUAAUGACAUUCACAUGCAGGUAUGUGAACUCGAAGUUUGAUUGGCUGCCUUUCAUUUUGUAGCCAAUCAGAUGCUUUGUUCGUUAAUUUAUCAAUCUGCUUGUGAAAACAUUACAAACUUCUAACCUUGAAAUGGACUGUAAUUGUGGUGUACGCAGUAAGCUCAAGGCCUUCACGAGCCAAAGGACCUUUCAAGUAGUGUAAAUGGUUCCGCUUUAAUCAUAAAAGGGUAUUUGUAGUUCAGCUGAGCCAUCACUAUUUUUCAUCUGUAAAAUAUCAAACUGUGGUUGCAUGUUAUCUAUAUAUUAUUUUUUGAGUACCACGUAAUGUCGAGAAAAGGCUUUGGAGGUUUUGAUACCAUUAACCACAGCACUUUACCAAGCCACCUUAAAGGCGUCAUACUUCUGUGUUAUUAUAAACCGUACCAUUACAACUCUGUAACAUAAAUAACCCUGUACUGUAAUAUAAUAACCCUGUACUAAUUACUCUGUCGUGAGUUAGCUUGACCGGCAGGCUGUAGCUGAAGUAAUGGUUUAAAAAUAUAAAUAAAAGAACUGAGUGAAGCUCAA
Molecule: messenger RNA, 3189 nt
Organism: Dendronephthya gigantea
Lineage: Eukaryota; Metazoa; Cnidaria; Anthozoa; Malacalcyonacea; Nephtheidae
Product: heterogeneous nuclear ribonucleoprotein U-like protein 1
Exons: 13
Coding region: 163-2514 (783 amino acids)
Molecular function (GO): protein binding
Source: RefSeq, a predicted model, not a curated record